AUGCCGCAACGCCAAAUCCAUGGACAGUCACCCGUAAUCCUUCCAUACACCAAGGCAUCACUAAACCGUUUGGAUGAAGCAACGUCGAAAAUGCAAAGUAGACCGGACACUAAACAGAGCAAAAAGGACGAGGCAUGCAUGAAUAUGGGCACAAUACGCAUAGGUACCGUAGGGGGACCCACAGGGCCUCCACCAAUCAUGGGGCCUAGAAUGGGAACUGUCGGACCUAUGACUACUGGACCGAUGCCAAUGAUGCAAAUGAGAACGGGUCCUGGCGGUCCACCUAUGGGCAUGAACACUGCGCCAAUGGGAGGACCUGCACCGAUGGGACCAGGUGGAAUGAUCAGCAGAGGCCCAGUUAUGAUGGGACAACCUGUGAAUCAAGGCCCUAUGAUGGGACGUACCAUGGGCCCGCCUGGAGUGGGCACAACUAUAGCCCCCGUGCAGAUGGGAGGCCCUGUUCAAAUGGGUGUUGCCGGGCAAAUGACAACGGGACCACCUCGUCCAAUUGUUGGCGGUGCCGUUCCAAUGCAAGUAGGGCAAGCUCCACCGAUGAUGCAGAUGCAAGCAAACCGACCUCCUCCUGGAGUUCAAUUUAAUGGUGGCCAACAACCAGUGCUUGGAAUGAGUCAACAGCAAAUGUUAACGCAAGGCCCUCCAGGUGUGCGUACGAUGAAUGCCCCUCCGCAGGCUCCACAGCAACUGCUUGCACCUCAUGGUGCUCAUAUCAAUCCACAGGUA
Strongylus vulgaris is the source of this 741-nucleotide messenger RNA. NCBI's taxonomy places the organism in Eukaryota, Metazoa, Nematoda, Chromadorea, Rhabditida, Strongylidae. The record is from the annotation of a GenBank genome assembly.